Messenger RNA from Ostrinia nubilalis (European corn borer), 5825 nucleotides. RefSeq names its product dynamin-like 120 kDa protein, mitochondrial (gene Opa1). The transcript has 21 exons. The record is from RefSeq and is a predicted model, not a curated record. The coding region runs from base 297 to 3158 and encodes 953 amino acids. Gene Ontology annotation, molecular function: GTP binding; GTPase activity; microtubule binding. Lineage: Eukaryota; Metazoa; Arthropoda; Insecta; Lepidoptera; Crambidae. Gene Ontology annotation, biological process: mitochondrial fusion. Gene Ontology annotation, cellular component: mitochondrial membrane; cytoplasm; microtubule.
AUCUGUCAAAAUAUGUCCGUCAAAAAUUGUCAAAUGUCAAAUGAAAUAAUCGAAAAUGUUCUUGAAAAACUUAAUUCAUGAAUUUUGAAAAUGUGAUGUGAUUUAUAAUGAUUUACAUGUUGAUUGUGUAAUAUAUUUUCAAUAAACUUUAACUUUACUAUAUCUAGUUCGUCCAUCGUGAUUAUAUUUUUGUUGUAAGGACCGGUAGAGGUUAUAAAAUAGAUUUUCUUCAAAACACCUAUUGGUUAUGUUUAUGCAAUAUUUCUUAGGAAGUAGCUGAAGAAAUUACGUAAACAAUGUCAAGAAUACUGCACAAUCGAAUGAGAUCAUCUCUAAGACGUUCAACGGCCUGGUCAUGUGUAGACAAGCGUGCCGUAGCGUUCUCAGUAUGGACGGGCCGGAGCAUGUUGUUGCACAAACCGUUAGACCCGAUCCAGAUUCCCCGCAGACGGUACGGAAUGCUGGUGGCUCGUGCCGUGAGGGGCAUGCUGAAGAUACGAUACUUGCUGCUCGGUGGAGCUGUAGGCGGUGGGAUGACGUUAAAUAAGAAAUACACCGAAUGGAAAGAUGGCCUCCCAGACAUGGGGUGGUUGAACGACCUGCUGCCUGACAACGAACAGUGGGACCGAUUCACCACGACACUCAUCUCAGCCAAAGAAAAGAUUGGCGAUCAACUUCAAAUCGGUGUCCCUCUGACGCUGUCGCUGCACGCAGAUCCGCGGCUGCGCGAGGCGGGCGUCGCACGCGCGGCGGAACUCCGCGAGUGGCUUGCGCAGCGCUACGAGGACGCCGUCGCGGCCGCCGCGGCCAAUAACGCGGCCAGCCAUAUAGAACCGGCGCCGAAGAUCGUAAAUAACCUUCAGAGUCGACCUGCACCGUCGCCAAGCAAAUCAUCUGGAGAGGAAAGCACUUCUUACGAAAAGCGCGUCCACGCCUUGCAAGAAGAAGUGCUAGCGCUUCAAGCGAGGUACCAGCGCGAGCUUCAACGCUUGGAGCAGGAGAACCGCGAGCUUCGUCAGCAGAACAUGCUGCUUCGUCAGGGCCGCGCGCCGCCCACUAGGAAGGCCAAGCGUUCGCUCAUCGACAUGUACAGCGCUGUCCUGGACGAGCUGUCGGGCUGGGACGCGGGCGAGACGGACCGGCUGCCGCGCGUGGUGGUGGUGGGCGACCAGUCCGCCGGCAAGACCUCCGUGCUGGAGAUGAUCGCGCAGGCCAGGAUCUUCCCGCGGGGGGCUGGCGAGAUGUGCACCAGGGCACCCGUAAAGGUGACACUAUCGGAGGGUCCGUACCACGUGGCCCAGUUCCGAGACUCGUCGAGGGAAUUCGAUCUCAAUAAGGAGUCUGACCUGGCUGACUUGAGGAAAGAGGUAGAACUCCGUAUGCGUAACAGCGUGCGAGGGGGCCGGACUGUGUCCACAGAAGUGAUAUCCAUGUCUGUGAAGGGGCCUGGUUUACAUCGCAUGGUGUUGGUCGACCUGCCCGGUGUUAUAUCGACACAAACAGUAGACAUGGCGUCGGACACGCGUGAAGCGAUCAAACUCAUGUCCCGCCAGUACAUGGAGAAUCCCAACGCCAUCAUACUUUGCAUACAGGACGGAUCCGUAGACGCAGAGCGCAGCAACGUGACAGAUCUGGUAGCUUCAUGUGACCCGGGCGGAAAGAGGACCAUCUUCGUGCUCACCAAGGUGGAUCUGGCUGAAGAGAGUCUGGCCAACCCUAACAGGAUCCGUCGCAUCCUAGAAGGCAAGCUGUUCCCCAUGAAGGCGCUAGGCUACUAUGCGGUAGUAACUGGCCGCAGUCGCAAGGACGACUCCAUUCAAAGCAUUCGCGAGUACGAGGAGCGGUUCUUCAGGUCGUCCAAGCUGUUCAAAGACGGCCUAGUGACUCCAUCCCAAGUGACAACGCGCAACUUAUCCCUGGCAGUAGCGGAUUGCUUCUGGCGGAUGGUGCGCGCGUCGGUCGAGCAACAAGCAGACGCUUUCAAGGCCAUGCGCUUCAACCUCGAGACCGAGUGGAAGAAUACUUUCCCCAGACAGCGCGAGCUCGACCGCGACGAGCUAUUCGAGCGGGCGCGCGCCGAGCUACUCGACCAAUCGGCCGAGCUGUCGGCCGUGGCCGCGCCCGCCUGGGAGCAGCGCCUACACGCGGCGCUGUGGGGCGCGGCGGCCGAGAGAGUCUUCGCCGGGAUAUAUCUGCCGGCCGCGGCCCAAGCGCAAGACGACGUGGGUGAGUCGGACAAAUUCAACACAUCAGUGGACAUCAAACUCCGCGAGUGGGCUGACACAGAACUCCCGGCUGCAUCCAUCCGCGCUGGUCGCGAGGCAUUACGGGAGGAGUUCACUGAGCUUAUGAGCCGCGCUGCUGAUUCAGAUCCAAUCUACGAGCCGUUGAAGAAAGAGGCAGUGGAGGAGGCUUUGAGAAGACAUCACUGGGAAGACCGGGCUCAGGAUGUGCUCCGAGUGCUGCAACUGAACGCUUUACAAGACCGGUGCGUGGCGUCCCGCGCCGACUGGGACGCGGCCGUGGCGCUCAUGGAAGACGCGCUGCGCGAGCGACGCGCGCUCACCGACCACGAGCUCAAGGAGCUCACGGGUCCCGGCUUCAAAGAGCGCUGGUUCUACUGGCAGAGCACCUCGGACGAGCAGCGCCGCCGCGCGGAGGUUAGGGCCGAACUAGAAAGGCUGGGCUCCGCGCGGCCUGCGCUGGCCUAUGAUGAAGUUAUAGCCGUGAGGGACAACCUUAGGAGGCGCGGUGUGGAAGUGGACAAUGAGUAUAUUAGGGAGACGUGGAAGCCUGUGUACCUCAAGAACUUCUUCGAGAGGGCGCAAACGAGGGCGCGGGAUUGCAAAAAGAGUUUCUAUUUGUACAGCCAACAGAAUGGAAAUGGGAAGGAGUGCUGCGAGGUAGUGAUGUUCUGGCGCGUGCAAUCCACGCUGCGGACCACCGCCAACGCGCUGCGGCAGCAGAUCGGCAACCGCGAGGCCGCGCGCCUCGACCGCGAGCUCAGGGAAGUCUUGGACGAGAUGGCAUCAGAACCUGAAUUAAAGAAGAAAUUGCUCUCAGGCAGACGUGUAGAACUUGCAGAAGAACUAAAACGAGUGAGACAAGUGCAAGAACGAUUAGAAGAGUUCAUCGAAGCAUUGAACAAGGAGAAGUAGAUUAUUGAUUAAUUGUUAGCGUGCACUCGCCAACACAAAUGUAAAUUGUACGGCGUUUCGCUGAGUGAACGAACGAAUGAAUGAGUGAACGAGGGUUUCGGUCACUCAUUCAUUUCUGAAGUAGCACUUAGGAACGACCUGUUUUGUUUGUGAAUAGGGCAGUUAUGUUAUACAGGGUGGCUCGAUGAAAUCAAAUUGUAUUUUAUAUAAUCUCAUAUUAGCAGAUGGUUUUAUAGCAGGGUUUGCAUUAAAAAAUGGCAAAUAAUUUGUCUGAAUUAAAAUUCAACAUAAUUAUGAUGUCACAUUGAAAAUGAUAGUGUAUUGUUUAUGUUUUUAGUUCACAUUCAUAAAAGAUUCCACAUCCAAUACAGAUAUUGUUAAAACUAACAAUUGUCCAUUUAUUAAAUCCUGCUCUAAAACCUAGCUGUUAUGUAUCCAGAAUAUGCCAGCCUGUAUAAUUUAGUCACUUUAGUUUAAUAUAACUUAAAAUGCAUAGCAUACAUACAUUUAAUACAGUUAACUUAUUUAUAAAUUUACCUGUGUGAAAUUCAAAAUCGAUUUAUUAGGGAAAGUGAAGCACUAGUUACUUAGUACUUGUAUAGUGUUGUAUUUAAAACUCAUUUAAUUAAAAAAUACCGUCUAUAAGGUAUUAAGGAGUAUCGAUUCGCAUAAAAUACUAAUCUAGUGUAUGUUAUUGUUUUUAAAUAAAAAUUACUUAUUGUUCAAAUAAGUAAUCGUAGUCAUAUGAAUUAUGUACUCAAAUGAUUACUUUAUAUUUAACAUAAGCAGGUUCACGCAAAAAUGGUUACAUGAACUGUUGAAUGUGUUGAAAAUUAUUGUUCCUACACUGAAUUGCUAAAUUGUCAUCCUGUAUGUAUUUGUAAAAUCUAUUCAUUCAAUUAAAAUAACUUCAUUCUACUUUACUAUAAACAUUGUACAGAUUUUUACCCGACUGCGUCAGAAGGAGGGUUAUGUUUUUGAAAGUUGAUUUUAUAUGACUACACGUCAGAAGUCUACGGCCCAAUAAAUCUCCUGUUUAUACAUAUUGGUGUCAUAUUUUGUAUGUAAGAUUCUUAGUGGCGCCAUGAUGACACUUUCGAGUUGGCUGGACUCACUACGAAUGACAUACAUUCUCGUAGCUUUAUCUGCCUUAUUACAGAAAGUUAGACUCCGGUUGAACUCUGGUUUAAAUUGAUUGUCAUUUUAAACCUUUACCUGGUAAUGGCAGAAUUUUUGCCACCAUAUUUUGAACCUUAUUGAGAAAACAUAAGGUACAAAAGUAAUGAAAAAUAUUUUUCUCUAUACCAGUUAAAGGGACUAGCGUUCUUCCCGGGUUUAACUUUUUUGUAAUAAGGGGGUGUAAGUCUUAUAAUUGUGUCUUCUCUACAACAUAUAUCUAAUACAACAAUAUGUGCCUAUCUUCUUCUCAGUCGGUACACUCUUGUCAGAGUGGUCGUGGUCAUCAUCUUGAAUCACGAUUCAGAGUGAUGUUCCUCGUAAUACGGCGCCAUUCCUCGCGGACUGCAGCUUUCCGGGUACUUUCGCUAACCGAGCACUUAGUUGCGGCCUUGAUCUGGUCCGUCCAUCUCAUUGGUGAUCUACCACGUGGUCUGGUGCCCUCAACUUUUCCCUGCACUACGAGACGCUCUAUGGAGUCAUUACUGCGAGAUACAUGGCCGAAGAAGUUUAAAAUGCGUGACUGUACUGUGGUUGAUAGGCGCUGUCUGAUGCCGAGUUCUUUUAAUAUGGAGUCAUUGGUACGAAACUCCGUCCACGAUAUUCCCAGCAUCCGUCUCCAGCACCACAUCUCCAAUGCCUAUGUGCCUAUACUAUAGCUGAAAAAAAUGGCUGCAUAUCUAUUAUUUUUUAAUCGUUUUGCUUCUUCCUAAACAAAGAUGAAUUUGUGUUAAAUCUAGUGCGGAUACGUGAGCACUAGAUGGCGCUUAUAAGGAGCUUGAAAAUUAGCAACAUGUAUGUAAAUACGCUAAGUAGUUUCUUCGGUUUUUGUCGCUACUCGGUAGAUUAACGCUAUGUAUAAAGAAGGUAAUUAAUUACUUUAGUCAGCUAAUAGUAGUUUACCAAAUAUGUAAAAAGUUAAUGUUAAAAUGUGGGUAACUUCUCUAAGAUAUGGUUGCUUGUUGAUUUCGUAUUUUUCUCGGGAGUACCCCGGGCAGAUUUUAUGAGGUGUUUGAUGCAUUUAGUGUUUUAUUUCUUACAAUAAUUAUGUUUGUGAAUUCUUUCCUUUUCUUUUUUGCUUUGAAAUGACAAUUCUUAGAUCUAAAUAGGGUAUUGGCACCACCAAAUGUCUCUCAAAUACACUAACUACAAAUAAGAGUUAAAAAACGUAUUACAGGUAUUUCAAUGACGAUGUGUGGUAGAGAAAUCUUACAUUGCUUGUUUUACAAGCCAGUAUUUUUAAGAAAUUUCUGUAUAGAUCAAAUCUGAUUGUAGGAGGUAUUAUUUUGAUAAAUGUUAUUUUAGUGUUUACCUAAUGGUGUCAAACUACCCUAUUAUUACAUGAAAUAGAAACAUUUUUAUGUAUUCAUAUUGUGUUGAUGUAAUAGCGUUUACAAUUGUGUUGGUAGAUGUACAUAUUCGUUGUAUUAUUUUGUUAUUAAUUUAACUGCUUGAUCUAAGUUGUCUUAUAAUAAAAAGUUGAGAAAAUAA